Messenger RNA from Ailuropoda melanoleuca (giant panda), 6543 nucleotides. It is a transcript of the gene IQGAP3, whose product is annotated as IQ motif containing GTPase activating protein 3. Gene Ontology annotation, cellular component: cell cortex. The transcript has 38 exons. Gene Ontology annotation, biological process: mitotic actomyosin contractile ring assembly actin filament organization; regulation of GTPase activity. Gene Ontology annotation, molecular function: actin filament binding; GTPase activator activity; calmodulin binding. NCBI's taxonomy places the organism in Eukaryota, Metazoa, Chordata, Mammalia, Carnivora, Ursidae. Bases 118 to 5013 code for a protein of 1631 amino acids. The record is from RefSeq and is a predicted model, not a curated record.
CUGGAACUACAAAUCCCAGCGACCCCCGCGGCUCGGGCCGGAAGUGCUGUCCGACGGCAGCGACGGUGAGAGCGGCGGCCCGGCGGCGGGAGAUUCAAACCUGGAAGGAGGAGGAACAUGGAGCGGCGGAGAGCGGGCGCCGACGCCGCGCUGUACGAACGCCUCACAGCUGAGGAAAUGGAUGAGCAGAGGCGGCAGAAUGUUGCCUAUCAGUACCUGUGUCGGCUGGAGGAAGCCAAGCGCUGGAUGGAGGCCUGCCUGAAGGAGGAGCUUCCUUCGCCAGUGGAGCUGGAGGAAAGCCUCCGGAACGGAGUGCUGCUGGCCAAGCUGGGCCACUGUUUUGUGCCCGCCGUGGUCCCCUGGAAGAAGAUCUAUGACGUGGAGCAGCUGCGGUACCAGGCAACCGGCUUGCACUUCCGGCAUACAGACAACAUCAACUUUUGGCUGUCUGCGAUAGCCCACAUCGGCCUGCCUUCGACCUUCUUCCCAGAGACCACAGACAUCUACGACAAGAAAAACAUGCCCCGGGCGAUCUACUGCAUCCAUGCGCUCAGUCUCUUCCUCUUCCGGCUGGGACUGGCCCCUCAGAUACAUGAUCUGUAUGGGAAAGUGAAAUUCUCAGCCGAGGAACUCAGCAACAUGGCCUCGGAACUGGCCAAAUACGGCCUCCAGCUGCCUGCCUUCAGCAAGAUCGGGGGCAUUCUGGCCAAUGAGCUGUCGGUGGAUGAGGCUGCAGUCCACGCAGCUGUCCUUGCCAUCAACGAGGCAGUGGAGCGAGGGGUGGUCGAGGACACCCUGGCUGCUUUGCAGAAUCCCAGUGCUCUCCUGGUGAAUCUUCGAGAGCCUCUGGCGGCCAUCUACCAGGAGCUGCUGGCCCAGGCCAAGGCGGAGAAGGCCGCCAGUGCCCAGACCCGCGGUGGCGGAGAAAGCCGGGAUGUCUAUGACUGCUUCCUGACUCAGGCUGAGAUCCAAGGCAACAUCAACCACGUCAACGUCCAUGGGGCUCUAGAAGGUGUUGAUGAUGCGCUAGAAAGACAGAGCCCUGACGCUUUGCUGGAGGCCCUUCUGGACCCUGCGCUGGCCCUGCGAGGGGUCAGGAGAGACUUUGCUGACUGGUACUUGGAACAGCUGAGCUCAGACAGAGAACAGAAAGCACAGGAGCUGGGCCUGCUGGAUCUUCUGGAAAAGGAGGAGGUCCAGGCCGGUGUGGCUGCAGCCAACGUGAAGGGUGAUCUGGAACACGCCAUGCUCGAGGCCGUGGGCAGGAUCAACAGAGCCAUCCAGAGGGGAGGGGCAGCUGCUACCGUGAAGGAGCUGAUGUGCCCCGAAGCCCAGCUGCCUCCGGUGCACCCCUGCGCCCCGGCUGUGUACCAGCAGGAGCUGACGGCGCUCCAGCAGCAGCGGGGAGGGGAGCUCGGCCACGAGGAGCUGUUUGUGGCGGUGGAGAUGCUGUCAGCCGUGGUCCUGAUCGACCAGGCCCUGGAGGCCGGGGACGUUGGUGGCUUCUGGCGCAGUCUGGUGAACCCCGCCACGGGCCUGGCCGAGGUGGAAGGAGAGAACGCUCAGCGUUACUUUGAUGCCCUGGCUGAGCUGCGACGUGCACUGGACGGAGCCGUCUUGAGCUGGAACGACCUGCAGGCCACCGUGCACCGGGUCAACGCCCAGGUCCAGGAAGAGACUGACCAGGUCCUCGCGGUCAGCCUCAUCAACGAGGCUCUGGACCAGGGCAGCCCUGAGAAGACUCUAUCUGCCCUCCUGCUUCCCUCGGCUGGCCUGGACGACAUCAGCCUUCCUGUCGCCCCUCGGUACCACUUCCUCCUCGUGGCGGCCAAGAGGCAGAAGGCCCAGGCGACGGGGGACCCCGGAGCAGUGUUGUGGCUGGAAGAGAUCCGCCAGGGCGUGGUUAGAGCCAACCAGGACACAGACGCUGCACAGAGAAUGGCUCUCGGUGUGGCCGCCAUCAAUCAGGCCAUCAAGGAGGGCAAGGCAGCCCAGACGGAGCGGGUGUUGAGGAACCCCGCCGUGGCUCUCCGAGGGGUGGUUCCCAACUGUGCUGACAGCUACCAGCGGGUCCUGGAAGAUGCCAUGGCAAAGAAACAGCAGCCCGGAGACAUUGCGCUCUGGGUCCGACACAACAUGAAGGACGGCUCCGCCUACUACUUUCACCUGCAGACCUUCCAGGGGACCUGGGAGCGGCCCUCCGGCUGCCGCCUGAAUACGUCCCACCUGACUCGGGAGGAGAUCCAGUCAGCUGUCACCAAGGUCACCACUGCCCACGACCGCCAGCAGCUCUGGAAGGCCAACGUCGGCUUUGUCAUCCAGCUCCAGGCCCGCCUGCGCGGCUUCCUGGUCCGGCAGAAGUUUGCGGAGCGCUCGCACUUUCUGAGGACCUGGCUGCCGGCGGUCAUCAAGAUCCAGGCUCACUGGCGGGGUUACAGGCAGCGGAAGGCGUACCUGGAGCGGCGGCGGUAUUUCAGAGCAAACUCGGAUGCUGUAAUCAAGAUCCAGGCCUGGGCCCGGAUGUGGGCAGCUCGGAGGCGAUACCAGAGACGUCUGGGAUACUUCCAAAAGAAUGUUGAGUCCGUUGUGAAGAUCCAGGCGUUUUUCCGCGCCCAGAAGGCCCGGGAUGACUACAGGAUGUUAGUCCACGCACCGCAUCCUCCUCUCCGCGUGGUAUGCAGAUUUGCCCACCUCUUGAAUCAAAGCCAGGAGGACUUCCUGGCUGAGGCCGAGCUGCUGAAGCUCCAGGAAGAGGUGGUCCGGAAGAUCCGGUCCAAUCAGCAGCUGCAGCAGGACCUCAACCUCAUGGACAUCAAGAUCGGCCUGCUGGUAAAGAACCGGAUCACCCUGCAGGAAGUGGUCUCCCACUUCAAGAAGCUGACCAAGAAGAACAAGGAGCAGCUGUCGGGCAUGAUGGUUCUGGACAAGCAGAAGGGACUGAAGUCGCUGAGCAAAGAGAAAAGGCAGAAGCUAGAAGCUUACCAACACCUCUUCUACCUGCUCCAGACUCAACCGACCUACCUGGCCAGGCUGAUCUUUCACAUGCCACAGAAUGAGACCAGCAGGUUCGUGGAGCCCGUGGUCUUCAGCCUGUACAACUACGCCUCCGACUGCCGCGGGGCCUACCUGCUGCUCCAGCUGUUCAAGACCGCGCUCCAGGAGGAGGUCAGGUCAAAGGUGGAGCGGCCCCAGGACAUGGUGACCGGCAGCCCCACGGUGGUGAGGCUGGUGGUGAGAUUCUACCGGAACGGGCGGGGCCAGAGCGCCCUGCGGGAGAUCCUGGGCAGAGUCAUCCGGGAUGUGCUGGAGGACAAGACGCUGAGCGUCCGCACAGACCCCGUUCACCUCUACAGGAGCUGGGUCAACCAGAGCGAGGCCCAGACCGGACAGCGCAGCCACCUCCCCUAUGAUGUCACCCCAGAGCAGGCCUUGAGCCACCCCGAGGUCCAGAGACGCCUGGACAUCUCGCUCCGCAGCCUCCUCGCCAUGACCGACAAGUUCCUCGUGGCCAUCAUGUCCUCUGUGGACCAGAUUCCGUAUGGGAUGCGGUAUGUGGCCAAGGUUCUGAAGACCGCUUUGGCAGAGAAGUUCCCUGAUGCCUCGGAGAACGAGGUCUACAAGGUGGUCGGGAACCUCCUGUACUACCGCUUCCUGAACCCAGCCAUCGUGGCCCCCGACGCCUUCGACAUCGUGGCCGUGGCAGCGGGUGGCGCCCUGGCCACCUCCCAGCGCCACGCGCUCGGGGCUGUGGCUCAGGUCCUGCAGCAUGCUGCCACAGGCAAGGCCUUCUCUGGGGAGAGCCAGCACCUGCAGGUCUUGAAUGACUACCUGGAGGAGACACACCUCAAGUUCAGGAGGUUCCUGUGCCGAGCCUGCCAGGUCCCGGAGCCAGAAGAGCGCUUUGCGAUGGACGAGUACUCGGACAUGGUGUCUGUGGCCAAGCCCGUGGUGUACAUCACCGUCGGGGAGCUAGUCAACAUGCACAGGCUGCUGCUGGAGCACCAGGACUGGGUCGCCCCCGACCACGGUGACCCCCUGCACGAGCUCCUGGAGGACCUCGGGGAGCUGCCCACCAUCCCCGACCUCAUCGGGGAGGGCAUGGCUGCAGCUGGGAGCCCAGACCUGAGCAAGCUGGAGGUGUCCUUGACGCUCGCCAACAAGUUUGAAGGGCUGGAGACGGACGCCGGGGACACCAGUGCCCAGAGCCUGCUUCUGAGCACCAAGCAGAUGCUGGCCGACAUCAUGCAGUUCCAGCCUGGGGACUCCCUGGAGGAGAUACUAUCCCUCCCCACAUCCAGAGAGCAGGAAGCGGCCCAUAAGCGGCUGAUGUGCCAGCGCCAGGCCUGCGAGAGCCAGACCCCGGAGCCCCUGCGCCGGCACCGCUCGCUGACUGCGCACGCCCUCCUGCCACUGGCAGACAAGCGACGGCGCGUCCUGCGGAACCUGCGCCGGCUGGAGGGCCUGGGGCUGGUCAAUGCCUGCGACGGCUACCAGGCGCUGGUGGACGGACUGGCCAAGGACAUCCUCAACCAGCGCAGGCAGCGGCAGCGGCGGAAGGCAGAGCUGGGCAAGCUGCAGGCCACGCUCCAGGGCCUGGACGCCAAGACGGCCUUCUACCAGGAGCAGGACGACUACUAUAGCCAGUACAUCCGGACCUGCCUGGGCCACCUGGGCCCCCGCUCCAGCAGGAGUUCUGGGAAAGGGAAGAAGCAGCCGUCGCUCCGUUACACGGCCGCCCAGCUCCUGGAGAAGGGUGUCCUGGUGGAGAUUGACCAUCUUCCCACCUCUCACUUCAGAAACGUGAUCUUUGACAUCACCCCUGGAGACGAGGCAGGAAAGUUCGAAGUAAACGCCAAGUUCCUGGGUGUGGACAUGGAGCGGUUUCAGCUUCACUACCAGGACCUCCUGCAACUCCAGUACGAAGGUGUAGCCAUAAUGAAACUCUUCAACAAGGCCAAGGUCAACGUCAACCUUCUCAUCUUCCUCCUCAACAAGAAACUUCUGCGGCAGUGACGGAGGCAGUGGGCUCCUGAGGCCCUCCUACCCUGCUGGCUGCUUGUCUCCAUACUCGCCACUCCGUGCUUCCCUGCGGACCCUCCAGGGUGCAGGACGGGGAGUCCCUCCCCUCCGCCAGCUCGGAAGAGCUUGCCCACCUGGCCACAGAUAGGGUGUCCAGCUAAUGGGAGCCUCGCCCCAGAGUCUGGCUGUGUGGCUAAGAACCACCACCACCACCACCCCACCCCUCCCCAUCACCACCACCCCACCUCCCCCAUCUCCCACCAGUAGGGCAUGAAGCGGGGGCCUGCCCUUUGGCAGGGAAGGCUGGUGCUCUCGUUUCUGCUGCUGCCCUCCAGUGGUCACCCCAGCAUGACACGUGCUGCACGGGCGACUUCCCUCCGCCUCCCUUCUCCCUGCACACGCCCAAGCCAGGGCCAGGCGCCCUCUCCUUCCUUCCGCUUCAAGGGCAGUGGGUGCUCUGGCCCCGCUGUCCUCGGGCCGCUGUGCUGCUGAGACGCCACACGCCCUCCAGCCCCUGCCCUCGCUCCCAGGACGGGCAGCAGUGCUGGCCUUGGUGGCAGCUUGGUCGGAAUGACCCCGUCAGCCUCAGAUCUCAUUGCCUUGCGGAUGGUCUGUUUGGUCCGUGGGCCCCUCGGGUAUUUAUUCUCCCCCAGCACGCACCGUGCAUCACUCUGCGGCUUUCAUCCUUUUACCUUCAUCCUUUUACCUUCUUGAGCUCAGAGUUGUCGUUUCCCAUAAUCACACUAACAGUCCUGCCAGCGCCUCACGGCGUGUGCGUCAGGUGCCUUGGGUCAGGACCAGGAAGGGCCCCCUGCGCACUGAAGAUUCAGUCGGUCCACUUCCUAUGGUACAGGGAGCGUCUCUCCCUCUCCGGACUCCGGCCUGAGAGUCGGCUGUCUUCUGCGCAGUUUCAGUCCUUGUGCAUUCUUGUCCCCACAUCCACCCGACUUCCUGUCCCUCUGCCCCUGAUGGCAUUUGAAUAAAAGCAGCUAUCACCCCACCUCUGCUGUUAACCCUUCAUUUUGUGCAGAGCAGGCCCCCAAGUUCUGGGACAGCUGCUCCCUGAGCACGCAGGGGUGUCCUCCCUGCAGCCCCCGCGCCCGCCUGCCUCCCACAUGGGCCACUCUGCCUGCCUGCGCUCAAUGCUUCCCGAGAUGUGGCCUGUCCGCCUGUGUCCACUCCCCCAGGGGACAGAGACGAGGAAGGAAUUUAGGUUUCGAUGCACAGUGGCCGCACUCCGAAGACUAAAGCCGAGAGGAGAACCCAGUCUGAGUUCCGCCCGCCCUGCCCUGCCCUCAUUUCCAGCAGGUGCUUCCCCUCCCCGGCCAGGCGACACCAGAGGUGCUCUUGCCGCUGCUCCUUACUGUACCAUAGCUUCUGCACUCUGAUCAAAACCCCCUUUCUGGGGCGCCUGGGGGGUGCAGUUGUUAAGCCAGGACGUGAUCCCGGCGUUCUGGGAUCGAGCCCCACAUCAGGCUCCUCUGCUAUGAGCCUGCUUCUUCCUCUCCCACUCCCCCUGCUUGU